GAUAUCACAGAGGUGUGGACUGUUAAGUCAGACGCUCAGCACUACAGAGACAGCACACAUUCGCUCAGUCGGUGUGUGUGUGUGUGUGUGUGUGAGAGAGAGAGAGAGGGACACGGAGAAAGGUCCGAGUAUGGAAUUACACUUCAGAAGGAUUUUACUGUGUGGAAUAACAAGACGAAGGAAAGUUCAGUAGCUGCAGGGCUGAGGAGCUUGAUUUCAGCUACGGAGGAAGACUCCAGCAAGCCAAUCCAUCUUGUGGGAGAUGCUCCAGGAAGCAUGGGGUGAAAUCUCAUCAGAUUAUCUUGAAAAAUUGACUGCUAGUAUGCCCAGACUGUAAUUGCUGCAAAAGAAGAGUUCCCGUUCUCCCCUGAUGUCUUACCCCCAUUGUUGGAGGUCCCCGUUCUUGAAGGGGCGGUGCUAAGCCGAGGGUCCUUCCGAAACCCUGCCCUCAGACACUGCUCCUCUCACAGCAUGGAUUCUGCCCAGUGCAACGACCGGCCUGUCAGCUACACCUCCACAUCCUCCUCCUCCUCGUCACGGGACAGCCACUGUUCAGCUGUGUUAGGCUCCGCCCCCGAGCGGGACAGAGACUCUGGGGCGAUCCGACUGGAGCUUGUCCCUGCUCGUCAGCUGGAGGAGGUGAAGCCACCUGCACCGGCCAAUCAGGAUGAGGAGCGUAAAGUGGCCUAUGUGGAUCAUGUGGUGCAGGAGAUUCUGGAGACAGAGAGGACGUAUGUCCAGGACCUGCAGAGCAUCGUACAGGAUUAUUUGGAGUGCAUCAGUAAUCAGACUCGUCCCAUGCUAGGGUUGGAGGACAGGAAUUCACUGUUUGGAAACAUCCGGGAAAUUUACUGUUUCAAUAGGCAUCUCCUGCAUGAUUUGGAAAAGUGUAAUGCAGACCCGGUGGCCAUCGCUCAGUGUUUUGUCGCGAAGAGUGAAGAAUUUCAUAUUUAUACACAGUACUGCACUAAUUAUCCAAGAUCUGUAGCCGUCCUCAGUGAGUGUAUGAGGAAUAAAGCAGUGGCGAAGUUUCUGCGUGAGCGUCAGGAGUGUGCGAAACACUCGCUUCCUCUCGGCUCCUUCCUGCUCAAACCUGUACAGAGGAUCCUCAAGUACCACCUGCUGCUGCAUGAGAUCGCCACACACCUGGAGAAGGACUCAGAGAGACAUGCUGUGGUUCAGGAGGCUAUUGACACCAUGCAGAGGGUUGCCUGGCACAUUAAUGACAUGAAGAGAAAACAUGAGAACACUGUCAGACUUCAGGAGAUCCAGAGUUUGUUGACGAACUGGCAGGGUCCUGAUCUGAUUGGCUACGGUGAGCUGGUUUUGGAGGGAACGUUCCGGGUCCAGAGGGUAAAAAACGAGAGAACGCUCUUCCUCUUUGACAAACUCCUCCUCAUCACCAAGAAACGAGAGGAGAACUAUGCGUACAAGGCACACAUACUGUGCUGUAAUCUGAUGCUGGUCGAAGUCAUUCCUAAGGAGCCGUUGAGCUUCAGUGUGUUCCACUAUAAGAACCCCAAACUACAGCACACAGUUCAGGCAAAGUCUCAACAGGACAAGCGAACUUGGAUCCAGCACCUGAAGAGGCUCAUUCUCGAGAACCAUCCAGCAAAAAUUCCAGCCAAGGCCAAGCAGGCCAUUCUGGAAAUGGAUGUGCACCAGUGUAGCCCUGAGAACCAGAACAGAACCAACCUGAAAGAAGGUCCUUCCCCCAGAAGAGCACGCAGGAAGACGGAACCUUUGUCCAAACUGCUCAAAAACAAACAUGCAAUAUCCAGUCCAGAUAUACAGAAGCGAAGCAGUUUUGGCGCAACCCUUCUGUCUCCUGUAGUCCACCUGGGCACCAUUGGUCGAUCCCGCAGCCUUGUCAGCCAGUCACAGGAAUCACUGGACCCUGGCGACCAUGGUGACCAUAGUGACAUAGACGAGGGGUUACAUCCACAGGAUGCGGAUGAUGAAGAUGACAGUGGACUGGGCUCUGGAGGUAAGCUACGUGUACCUGGAAAGAGUAGCAGAAAAAGGCUAAAUGCUCAGGUGUCAGUGGACAGCAUCGACCAGUGGAAGAACCACAGCCUUGACCAUAUUGAUCUACAGACGGCAAAAGAGUCUCUGCAGAAAGAGACGGUGCACGCACCCAUCUUACGGGUGACCUGUCCUCCAGAAACACGGACGGAUGAUCACUUUUCCCAGUUGCUGGGCACAAGUAGUGGACAUUCUGUCCCAAAUAUAUGGGCAGACCACAGAGUGCGUCGAGCCAUGUUCCCUACUCGUCAAAAGACUGUCCAAAUCGAUGACGAUGAAGAUAUUUAUCAGAUGUUUGUUCCGACUGAAAACGAUACAAGUGGGCAUGAUGCAGAAAGCGAUCAUGACACAGUUGAUGAUCGUCCUGGACGCCCAUGCAGUUGGCAUGUUGAACAGACACAGUCAGGGCAGUUAGACCUCCCAGCCAGCAGGGGAAAAGUUUUACGUAGGGCAAGUAGUGUUGGAGAGCAACAAAGUGAGCGACAAAGUCCUACAAAGAGAGCUGUUCUCACAGAGGAAGUACACAAUAAUACAGAGUCAUCAAGUAAUGAGAUAUCUGGAUCUUCCUCCGCUGAACAGCUAACGAUUGACGAUGUUGAGAAUGUUUACGAUAAUAUUAGUUAUGAAGAACUGCAAGCCAUGGGACUGAUUCGGAAGGAUCUGGAGGUUAAUCACUCCUCUUCUGAGGCAAAACAAGUUGUACCUCCACAAAUCUUAGUUUCUGCAGUUGAAAUGGAGAGCUCAUCUGAAAGCAACAGGUCCUCAUGCCAAGAGGGGGCACCAUUUGAAUCUGCUGUGCAGACACCAGAGGAAGAGGAAAAUGUAUAUGAUACCAUUGUGUUUCAUGACCUGCCACCUUCGGUCACUGAGAAAGGAAGAGGAAAUGAGCAAGCAGCCAAACAGGAUCACAUGCAAUCGUCCAAGACAGACAGGACAGUGAGCCAAAACACAGGAACUGUUAUUUUAGAUGGAACACCAAAUCUGGAUUACAGCAAACCAGCAACUCGACCCCUUCCAGAGAUUCCUACUGUUUCAGUCACUGAUAUGGACAUACCAUUACCUUUAGAUAAACCUCCCGAGCAGUCUGUGGCUGAUCACAUGUCGGAGCAAGUUGAUGAGAUCUGGAAUGAUCUGGAAAAUUACAUCCGGAAUAAUGAAAAGAAAGCAGACAAGCUUCCUGCUGCAUUCCCUGUCAAUAGACCAGAAUCCCCACGCAAGACGUGUAAAAAUGAAAGUUCUUCAGAUAAACCAAACAGCUCUCCAACAAAGGUAGUCAAAUCUCAGCCGAAAUCACAAGAAUCUCAAGAAAAGACACGAAAAUCGCAUCAGUCUCCCAGUAAAAAAUGUAGUUCUGGAAACAAAACUAGUGACUCUAAAGUCAAAACAGAUGGUGCUAAGAAGGUGAAGAAAAGUACAUCAUCACCCAGUUCUCCAGCCUUCCACCCCAUUCCAACAUUCAAAUUUCCAGUGCUCAGCGUUCCCAAACUUGUGCGAGAGCCUACAUUUGAGAUAGAUGAGCCUGAAUCCCCUCCAUCUACACCUCCAGCCACCCCUUCUGCUCCCUGUGUCUCCACCUCUGCUCCCCAGGUCUCCACCUCUGCUCCCUGUGUCUCCACCUCUGCUCCCCAGGUCUCCACCUCUGCUCCCCAGGUCUCCACCCCUGCUCCCCAGGUCUCCACCCCUGCUCCCCAGGUCUCCACCCCUGCUCCCCAAGUCUCCACCUCUGUUCCACAAGUCUCCACCUCUGUUCCACAAGUCUCCGCCUCUGUUCCACAAGUCUCCGCCUCUGUUCCACAAGUCUCCGCCUCUGUUCCACAAGUCUCCGCCUCUGUUCCACAAGUCUUCGCCUCUGUUCCACAAGUCUUGAGCCCUUUACCUCAAGUCUCAAUCCCUGUCAGCCAAGUCUCCAGCCCUGUUCCCCAUGCCCAUGUCUCCAGUCCUAUUCCUGAAAUCCAAAUCUCCAGCCCUGAACCUCCACCCGGUACAGUCAAGAGCAUUCGGAACAAACUAGCUAGGCUUAGCAGUGGAAGUUUCCGCAUGGAUGAUGAGGAUCCUCCUACACAGAAAGACCCUGAGCUGCAAGCACUAUUUAGUGGUCUGGACCCUUCAUUUCUUCCCCUGGCAUCUUCUGGUCUUCUUUUGGGUGGAGACGCUGGAGACCAGUUUCUGGAAUUAGGGGAUAAAGGUAGAAACAGAGUAUUCCUCAUGGCCAGACAGUACAGCCAGAAGAUCAAGAAGGCUAAUCAGCUAUUGAAGAUGAAGAGCAUGGACCACGAGCCAAGCUGCACAAGAAUCAGGACCAACAAGGCAAAAGAUUUAGCUGCCAUUCUGGAAGAGAAGAAGCAAGGAGGAGCAGCUAUAGGAGCAAGGAUAGCGGAGUAUUCUCAGUUAUAUGAGCAGGUGAUGUUUAAGGAACCUUCUACCGCUACUCCAGUGCUGAAAUCUUCCGCUAGUGUGUCAGGACCUCACCCGUUGUAUUCACGAUCAGGCUUGGCUUCCUCCCCAUCUCUGCCUGAGAGUGCCUUCCCAGAGACUGAUUGGUUAAACUGCACCUACAGCAAUGGCGAACUUGCUGGCUUUGUGUCCUGGCCUGCUGAAGUCGGAGGGCACUCUUCGAUCCCUCAGCGAAAGCUGUCUCCUGCAGUAUCCGUCCCUGCCUUGAAGAACCUUCCUCCACCUCCGAAUACUCCAUCCAAUCAACGCUGGAGUGCCUGUGUGACUCCAACCAGCAAAGAUGACUCUGAACAUGUUUAUAGCACUUUAGGGCAGCGCGAUUUUAAAACUCCACCCUAUAACCGCUGUCAGUCCUCGUCCUCGUUGGCUGAGCAGCAAGAGAAAGAGAACAGCGGGAGUGCGGGUAAUCUUGGACACACCAGUCAUCCACUAGGGGCUGCGAUUGCAGGACGUGGUCUUGGGCCACGGCAGCACAGCCUUCCUGAGAGUCCUGUCCAAACGACCUCGGACCUUUCCCAGUCAUGUGAUCUCACACUAAGAGACUCUCAGCAAGUGCUGGUGCUGAACAGACAGUCAAAUCCGAAUGCGAUCAGUGCCACACAGAACUACCUGGCCAACUUCAAAGACAACGGCGAUGAUGAUGAUGAUUAUGUUGAAAUCCGAUCUGAGGAUGAGAGCGAUGGCAUGGAAAAAGGAUGUACAGCGAGUCCUCAAUCAGCUCUGCACAGCUAUGUCUGGAGUGACCCCAAUGACAGCCAGCAAACGCUCAAUCAGCCAAAAAUUGUCCAGUCACUGCGAGAGAAGUUCCAGUGUCUUGGUUCCAGCAGUUUUGCUUAAAGAAUGGACAUGACUAUCAAUUGUACUCGAUUGCAAAAAUAAAGGCAAUUGCAAAUUA
Messenger RNA from Hemibagrus wyckioides, 5374 nucleotides. Its product is annotated as pleckstrin homology domain-containing family G member 1. The record is from RefSeq and is a predicted model, not a curated record. NCBI's taxonomy places the organism in Eukaryota, Metazoa, Chordata, Actinopteri, Siluriformes, Bagridae. The transcript has 19 exons. Gene Ontology annotation, molecular function: guanyl-nucleotide exchange factor activity. The coding region runs from base 472 to 5316 and encodes 1614 amino acids.